This is a messenger RNA of Emericellopsis cladophorae, 333 nucleotides long. RefSeq lists its product as uncharacterized. The coding region runs from base 1 to 333 and encodes 110 amino acids. Lineage: Eukaryota; Fungi; Ascomycota; Sordariomycetes; Hypocreales; Bionectriaceae. The transcript is spliced from 2 exons. The record is from RefSeq and is a predicted model, not a curated record.
AUGACCGGAUGCCAGUCUGCCAGCCCCAGACUGGAAGCCCAGAACGUGGGCUGCAGCUUGCAGGUCAUGGAUUCAGCCGCCAGCAGGGACUCGGGGACUCAGGGAGUGGCUGCCGACGGCUUUGGGCCCUGCGGCGGGUACUGGCCGCUUCAGGGGACCGACAUGGGGGAGCUGAACACGGGGCCAGGGACAUGGAUCACCCUCCUCAGGUCUAGUCCGCCAUUUGAACCCAACCAAACCCGACGGCGACUGGAUGUGCUCAAUAUUGCCAUGACGCUAUCGUGCCGACAGAGGCGCUAUGCUUUCCAGGCUCUGUCUGCGCCGGCACUGUGA